Messenger RNA from Eimeria necatrix, 4464 nucleotides. RefSeq names its product GTPase regulator, putative. Gene Ontology annotation, biological process: translation. Gene Ontology annotation, molecular function: structural constituent of ribosome; mRNA binding. Lineage: Eukaryota; Apicomplexa; Conoidasida; Eucoccidiorida; Eimeriidae. The record is from RefSeq and is a predicted model, not a curated record. The coding region runs from base 1 to 4464 and encodes 1487 amino acids. The transcript is spliced from 10 exons.
AUGGCUGGAAAGGCCCCUCACGGGAUCCAGGUGACCCUGAGGCCCCGGGGGCCCCCCGGGCUUAGCCUCGUGUGCCUUUUUGCUGCAGUUGCUGCUGCUGCCUCUCUUUGCCUGUCUCCCCCGGGGCCCCCAGAGGCUGCAGGCUGCCUCUGCUUCGCAGCCAGCGCCCAAGGGCCCCUCAAGGGGCCCUCCAGGGGCCCCUUCGGGGGCCCCAUCGGGGGCCCCCUCAAGGACCCUUUCCUGCAGCCCCCUCCUCGUCUCUACACCUUCUGCGCGGCCUCCCGCGGGGGCCCCAGGGAGGAGAAGGGGCCCCCGGGGCCCCGAGGGGCCCCUGGGGCCCCGGGGGCCCCGGGGGCCCCCGGGGCCCCCGGGGCCCCGGGGCCCCCGAAAGCUGGUGGGGGCAAAGAGUUGAGCCUGAGAGACUUGGGGUCUAACAAAUGGCUGGCGCAGCAGCUGCACGAGUACGUGCAGGCCAAGGAGGCUGCAGAGAGGCGGGUGAGCAGCAGCAGCAGCAGCAGCAGCAGCAGCAGCAGCAGCAGCAGCAGAGAGGGGGAGAAGGGGCAGAGACGAGCCUACCUGCUGCCCAGAAGGCGGCGGCUGCCGCUGCAGAACUUCCACGAGAACACAAGUGUGCUGGGAAGGGUCAUUUCAAUAAUGCCUUAUGGCUGCCGCGUCGACGUGGGGUGUACAGACACCUUGGGCUUCCUCCAUGUCAGGGACAUGCAUUACCUCCCAAGGGCCCUCCAAGCUGGUGCUUCCUUCCUCAACUCCCCGGGGGCCCCAGGGGCCCCCGGGGCCCCAGAAGGGGCCCCAGAAGGGGCCCCAGAAGGGGCCCCAGCAGGGGCCCCAGAAGGGGCCCCAGCAGGGGCCCCAGCGGGGGCCCCCGAGGCCCCUGCAGGCGGUGUAGAAGGGGCCCCAGAGGCCCCAGCGGGGGCCCCAGAAACCCCAGCGGGGGCCCCAGAAACCCCAGCAGGGGCCCCAGAAGCCCCAGCGGGGGCCCGGGGGGCCCCCCUAGGGGCCCCGGGGGCCCCCUUAGCGGCCGCGGGGGCCCCCCUAGGGGCCCCGGGGGCCCCCAGUGUGGAGGGUGCGACGGAGGGGUGGAUAAAGCACGCGGGAGAUGUGCUGCGGGUGGGAGACGCGCUGUGCGUGCACAUAAAGAGUAUAGACAGAGAGGGGCGGCGCAUGCGGCUGACUACAGUGCCUUCGCCAGCCACUGCCAAAGGGCACUCCCCGCGAAAACCAGUGGAGGCCUUCUGGGUGGGACAGGAAGUGGAGGGCACAGUGCUGAGGUGUACAGAGUUUGGACUUUUUCUGGACAUUGGGGCUGUCGAAGACGCCUUUCUGCAUGCAAACGAAGUUGGAAGAGGAAACAGCUGCGACGACGUGCAGGAGCUGUUCCGGCGCUUCAAGAAGAGCCGGGGGGGCCGGGGCCGGCGCUGCCCCCCUGCGGACCCUCUGGGGCCCCAGGGGCCCCCCGACGGGGGCCCCGCGGAGGCCCUGGGCUGCCGCACGGGGGACACUUUGAGGGGCCUCCGGGUCUUAGAGAUCGACGCCAGCCGCAGCAGGAUUCAGCUGACGACGCGCUGCGAAGCAGAAGUGCAGCGGCUGCAGCAGUGGAAGCAGCAAAUGCUGCAGAUGCAGGUGGGGGCCCCCCCGAGGGAAUCACCGGAGGAGAAGUUUGGGAGGAUUGGGGCUGCGCUGAAGCUGCUGGAGCGGCACCGAAAGAAGCAGCAGAUGCAGCAGCAAGGGGCCCCCGGGGCCCCCGGGGCCCCCGGGGCCCCCGGGGCUGCGGGGGCCCCCGGGGGGCCCCCUGCUGCUGCUGUUGUUGUGACCCCGCCCAAGAGGCACACUGGGCAGGGGGCCCCCACGGAGAAGCAGCUGCAGGUCCUUUUCCCCGGCUAUACUGCAGCAGAUGUUGAGGAGGCCCUUUCUUUGCUGGAGGCGGAGAAGAGGCGAAAGGAGCUGCUGCUGCUGCAGCAGCAGGAGCGAAGGGCCCGCAAGCGGCAUCCCAGGUUCCAGCGCCGCAGCGCAGACGACCUCAGCCUGCAGGAGGCGCGGCAGCUGCUGAAGGAAGAGUCGGGGCUGGUGACUCCUGAAAUGCUGCAGCAAGAUGCUCAGCAGCAAGCUCGCCGGGCUGGAUUAGCAGCAGCAGAAGUCCCGGUCUUCGGGCCUGACGGGCUGCCCAAGAUGCAGCAAGUGCCUCUCAAGAACUUGCUUCCCAGCCCGAACAAAAAACAGCCUGCUGCUGCUGCUCGCACGCCUGCUGCUGCUGCUGCAGCGGGGAAACCUGCUGCUGCUGCUGCGGCGGCGGCGGCGCCGCCAGAAACCCCUGCUGCAGCGCAGGCUGCUGCCCCACAGGCGCCCGCUGCAGCAGCAGCAGCAGCAGGUGCAGCAGCAGCGCAGGCACCUGAAGCAGCAGGUCCAAAUCCCUCACACUCGGAGGGCCUCGAGAAGCAGCAAAGCCUCGAGGAGGAGCUGGAAGUCCCUGCAGAGUUCCUGCAGCGGGAGCUGAGGGCAUACGGGGGCCCCCAGGAGCCCGGGGCCCUGGGGGCCCCCCAGGCCCAGGGCCCUGGGGGGCCCCCAGGGGCCCCCCCGGCCCCCCUGGGGGCUGCAGAGCCCCCCGGCGACCAAGGGGAGGACUUAAGUGCUGCUGAAAUUGACUCUUUUUUCGCCAAGUCGGAGGCCAAACUCCUCAAGUCCCUCAAACAAGGAAGACGCAGAAGAGUAGACAGCGCCACAGCAGCAGCAGAACAGGAAGAAGUCCGGGAGCUCAUUCAGAUGGAACGCAGGGCGGCCCAGCGGGCCCUUGCAGGGGGCCCCAGGGGGGCCCCCACAGGGGCCCCCAGGGGGGCCCCCAGGGGGGCCCCCAGGGAGGGGCCCCUUGCUGCUGCCGUGGAAAAAGGAGAGACUCUGGGAGAGAUUUCUCAGUCGGAGGUUCUUGAGACUAUCAAAGAGAGGCUGGAGGAAGAGCCCGAGCUGAGCCGGGAGCUGGAGCUGCGGGGGAAAACCCCAGAGGGUUUAGCAGCAGAAAUUCAAAAGAUCUUGACAGACGUCACAGUUCCCUCCGCUGCGAGCUCCCUGCUGGGCCUGCAAGACGACUUCGCAGACCUCAUUCAGCCCAGAGCAAAGCGCAGAGCCAAAGAAGACUCAUUAUUCCCUCCGGGCGGGCGCUCCCGCCGCCGCAGCAGCCGCCAGGGCCCUCUCCAGCCAGAGGGCCCCCUGGGGGCCCCCCAGGGGGGCCCCCCGGAGCCCCUUGGGGGCCCCCAGGGGGACUUGGAGGACGACGAAGAGGGUUUUGUUUCCCCUUUCUUCCAAAUGACCGAAGAGACCCCUGAGGGGCCCCUUGCCCCCGCUGAGGGGCCCCUUGGCCCCGCUGAGGGGCCCCAAGAUGCUGAAGAGGGAGAUGGGGGGCCCCCAGGGUACUCGGGUCCGGAGAACCCCCUGCUUAGCUCUCUGCGGGCCCGGCGGCAGCGCCUGGCCCGCAGGGCCCGGAGGGCCCCUGGAAAGCAGCGGGGGCCCCAGGGGGCCCCCGCUGCCUCUUCGACCCUCCCUAGGGGGCCCCAGGGGGCCCCUCAGGGCCCCUCAGGGCAGCAAGGCGGGGAGCCAGCCCCCAGGCCCCCUCAGCAGCCAGCCCUGGACCUGGACCUUCCUCCUGGGGGGCCCGUGGAGGCCAGGGGGCCCCCUGAGGGCACAACUGCUGGGUCUCAAGAGCAGCAGCCCACGGCUCCAGGGCCCCCAGAGGAUCUCCUGCUGGGCCCCACAGACAGCCCUGCCUGGCCCAGGACACGGGCAGGGGCCCCCUUCAGGGAGGGGGGGCCCCUCUUCAGGGAGUGGGGGGCCCCCUUUAAGGAGGAGAAGGCCCCCUUUAGGGGGAAGGGGGCCCCCUUUAGGGAGGAGGGGGCCCCCUUUAGGGAGGAGGAAGCCGCCUUCGGGGAGGUGGGGGCCCCCCCGGUGUCUGCAGUACAGGAAAAAGGGGGUUCACCCUCUAUGCGGAGCGCACUCUCGCGCGCCCGCCGAAAAGCAGCAGCAGCAACUGCUGCUGCUGCUGCUGCAGCGGGGGGCCCGCGGCGCCGGGGGCCCCCGGGGGGCCCCCCACGGCCGGGCAAGCAGCUAAUUGGCCGCCCGGCUGAAAAAGCUGCAGGCCGUGGCUCUGGCCUGCAGCUCCCAAGUCGGGGCCCCCUGAGAGAGCCAGAUGCUACUCAGGAAGCAAAAGCUGGAGCAGCAGCAGCAGUGCUGCACCCUCGGAGCAGCAGGGGCCCCAGGAAGUCUGAUAUACUUUUGCUGCCACCCGAGAGCAGGGCUGGGGGGCCCCUCUCCGAGGAGGGGGGCCCCCGGCCUGUGCGCUCUCUUGCUGCGCUGCGCAAGCUGCUGCAGAAGCAGCAGCAAGCCAGCAGCGGGAAGGAGCUGCUGCUGCGCAGCACAAAGGCCAAAGGCAGCAGGGGCCCCUCCGAGAAAAAAAAGUAG